UCCGGAACCUCUCGUGUGGGGACUCCGUGGUGUCGCAUUCCCUCAGAGCGGGAGACACGCACCCGGAGCUCCGAGCACAGCUCUCAAGGGCUGGCGGCCACGACGGCGUUUGCUCGGGUCCCCGGUGCAGUCCGAGUCUCUGCGACCGCCCGGUGCGCCCGCGAGAGUGCACCUCCCCCGGCACAGCGGAGCCGCGACGACCAGGACCAGGCGGGUCCUGCGCCCGCUACCACCGGCCACCGCGGGCCAACCCGGCUGCGUGCGGCGGAGUUGCAGCGCUUCUUAGCGCACUGAAGCCCCAGAAGACCUCUGCCUUCUGCGAACCGAACACACUGAGUCCUUCCCUGAUUUCAACAGUGGAACACAACUUCAGAGCUGGGAAUUGGAGGACCAAGCCAUCUAGACCCAUGUGAUCUCCUAUGAAGAACUGACCCCACCUGCUGGUCAUCCUAGCCCCUACCAUGGGACCUGCAGAAAGUGCGCUGAGCAGUGGGCAGAUGCAGAUGGUCCUAUGGGGAAGUCUGGCCGCUGUGGCCAUGUUCUUCCUCAUCACCUUCCUCAUCCUUCUGUGCUCCAGUUGCGACAGAGAGAAGCCACGGCAGCAUAGUGGGGACCAUGAGAACCUGAUGAACGUGCCUUCCGACAAGGAGAUGUUCAGCCAUUCGGCGACCAGCCUGACAACAGAUGCCUUGGCUAGCAGCGAACAGAACGGGGUGCUCACCAAUGGUGACGUUCUUUCAGAAGACAGCACGAUGACCUGCAUGCAGCAUUAUGAGGAAGUCCAGACCUCAGCUUCAGAUCUGCUGGACUCCCAGGACAGCACGGGAAAGGCCAAGUGCCACCAGAGCCGGGAGCUGCCCAGGAUCCCGCCUGAGAACACAGUGGAUGUGAUACUCACAGCCCGGGCUGCAGACGCAGAGUCGGCCCCCGGUGUGGAGGGGCCCUACGAGGUGCUCAAGGAUAGCUCCUCCCAGGAAAACAUGGUGGAGGACUGCCUGUAUGAGACAGUGAAGGAAAUCAAGGACGUGGCAGACAAAGGGCAGGGCAAGUCCAAGUCCACCUCUGCCUUGAAGGAGCUUCAAGGGGCCCACGCGCAGGGCAAGGCCGACUUUGCUGAAUAUGCCUCUGUGGACAGAAACAAAAAGUGCCGCCACAGCGCGAACGCAGAGAGCAUUCUAGGAACGUCCAGUGACCUAGAAGAGGAAACCCCACCGCCUGUCCCGGUUAAACUUCUGGAUGAGAAUGCCAACCUUCCAGAGAAGGGAGAGAGAGGGGCAGAAGAGCAAGCUCCAGAAGGGACCAGUGGGCACAGCAAGAGAUUUAGUUCCUUGUCCUACAAGUCUCGGGAAGAAGACCCAACUCUUACAGAAGAGGAGAUCUCAGCAAUGUAUUCCUCCGUGAAUAAACCUGGACAGUCGGCACACAAACAUGGACCAUCUCUGAAAGGGCCAGAAUCUACCUGCCACUCCGUGCAGGGCCCCCCUCAGACGUCGUCAUCUUCCUGUAAUGACCUCUAUGCCACUGUGAAAGACUUCGAGAAAACUCCCAACAGUAUCAGCACACUGCCGCCGGCAAGGAGGCCCAGUGAGGAACCAGAGCCUGACUAUGAAGCCAUACACACUCUAAACAGAGAGGACGAAAAGGUCCCUCUGGAGACCAAUGGCCACCUUGUCCCCAAGGAGAAUGACUACGAGAGCAUUGGGGACUUGCAGCAAUGCAGAGAUGUCACCAGGCUCUAGCAGCUCAAAGAGGCUCUGCUGUGGUGGAGAGGAGGUGUCGCAGUCUCACGCUGCGUUGGUUAACUGAAAUCAAGUGUGGGCUCACAACUGUUUUUCCGAAACAGUAAGGUAUGGACCUGCCUGCCAGGGCAGCUACCCUCCAGGGCUCCCAAGAAACCCAUGGUACCCCUGACCUCCACAUUCCACAGAGGAAGGCGACUUCGGGCUGUGAGGGGGGCGGGGCGGGGGAGAGACCCACCCACCAAUACGGAAAUCCCACCUGCCUGGAAUCCUGCCUGCCCUGGAAGAGCCAGAUUUUCUCCCUCACCCUCCUUCCUCUGCUGCUUCACCCCUGGAAGUCUCCCUUGUGUGCUUCACCCAAGGAUGGUCUCCCACCCGCCUGCACUGAAGAGACACUGGUUCCUGUUAACCCACCCUCUUCCCUGACGAGCCCUGUUAGUCCCUGGGAAUCUGGAUGGGCAGGCUGAGCAGUGUGGGGUGGGGUGGCCUGGAGUCCCUGGGGUCUCUGCUCCUCGUUGGGAUACUGCAUCUGCAGUCUUCACAAGGCACAUGAGGUCAGUUUAGAUAUUUUUUUAAACUUUUAUGUUCAAACCCUUCCCGACAAUGUUUGACUUUUUCAUAACUACUAUGGUACUUCUGCAGUUGUUCAAACCCAGCGUUCUUCCUUCCAAACACAGCCUUAAUGUUUCUGUGUGGAUGGCGGCCAUGGUGUCUAUCCCCAAAGGGCUGCGGGCAUAAAUUUGUGUUUCCAGUGAUCUUUGCUGCCCACACGUAUAACUUUCCUGUAAUCUGAUGGUAAUCUGAGUAAAAUGUAAACAUUUAUUUUAUUAUAUAAAUUUAUAAGAUGUUUUAUGUUUAAUGCCUAAUUUCUAGAAACUGUCAGGAAAUAUAUAUUAACUGUUUGGAUUUUAUGUACAACGGUUUAUACUCUCAUUUUUAAAAAUACCAUAAAGCACAGAAGCUAGAUAAUGA
Molecule: messenger RNA, 2711 nt
Organism: Arvicanthis niloticus (Nile rat)
Lineage: Eukaryota; Metazoa; Chordata; Mammalia; Rodentia; Muridae
Gene: Pag1
Product: phosphoprotein membrane anchor with glycosphingolipid microdomains 1
Biological process (GO): negative regulation of T cell activation; intracellular signal transduction
Cellular component (GO): membrane raft; plasma membrane
Molecular function (GO): SH2 domain binding
Source: RefSeq, a predicted model, not a curated record